AUGCAGACCAUCUACGCCUGCAGGACCAGCAGUGAGACCACGGUCGAUGUCCUGAAGCAGUCCCUAGCCAAGGCACUUGUCCACUUCUACCCGCUCGCAGGGGCCAUUGGCCUGGACUCCGAGGGGCGGUUUGUGGUCAACUGCUCCAAGAAGUCUGUGGCAUUCGUGGAGGCGAUCACCAACUGCACGAUCGACAUGAUAGGAGACCUCCGUGUGCCUGAUCCGGACACAUCGAGGAAGCUUGUCUAUAUGGAUCCUAACAUAAAGAGCUUUUUGGACCUUCCCCUGCUUACAGUUCAGGUUACCAAAUUCAGAUGUGGUGGAUUUACUCUAGGCCUGUCCAUCAGCCACACCAUGGCGGAUGGAAUAUCCGGGAUGACCUUCGUCAACUCGUGGGCCGAGAUAACCCGAGGCGGCUCCCCAGCUGCCCCUUUCCAUGGCCGUUCAUAUCUCCAAGCUAGGGUUCCCCCGAUCCACAAAGGACCCUACGAUGACUUUGUCCAGAUGGCUGACACGUCGGACAUGGAGUCUCUGUACGAGAAGGAGAGGAACAUAAACCGGAUGUUCACCUUCAGCCCGGAGAAGAUUGCAGCCAUCAAGAAGGCAGCCUUGGCCGACGGGAGGCUGCGAGGCUGCAGCACCUUCUCAGCGGUUGCAGCCUUGGUGUGGAGAGCCAGAAGGCCCUAA
This is a messenger RNA of Punica granatum (pomegranate), 687 nucleotides long. The record is from RefSeq and is a predicted model, not a curated record. NCBI's taxonomy places the organism in Eukaryota, Viridiplantae, Streptophyta, Magnoliopsida, Myrtales, Lythraceae.